Molecule: messenger RNA, 2359 nt
Organism: Mercenaria mercenaria
Lineage: Eukaryota; Metazoa; Mollusca; Bivalvia; Venerida; Veneridae
Product: cartilage matrix protein-like
Exons: 9
Coding region: 440-2224 (594 amino acids)
Source: RefSeq, a predicted model, not a curated record
UGUCUGGGUCACGACACACUGACCAAUAUAUUAGAAAAUUGAAAAUAAGUAGGAUAACAAUAGGGAGUGUAACUCAAGAGCAUUUAAGAUGAUAUUAAUUAUGACAAUGUAAAACCGAGCCAACACCGAGUAGAUACUUGAAACGUGCUUUAAAUAACAAAAUAAUCUUAAUAGUCUUAAUCGUUGCUACACGAACCAUCGAAUAUUUCCUUAUAUGCCGAUAUUCGACACUUUCCGUCAACACUCGUAAAUAGUUGACAUACCUUUUCUGCGAUUUUUUUCACACGCUCCCAUUCAUGUUUCAACCGAUAUGCAUAUAUAAACGAAUCAUUUCGUCCCCAAUCAUGCAUAAGACAAUUAACUGUCAACUGAAAAUCUUAAAAACUACACAUCGAAGCACCUUUUAGAUUUUGUGGUAUAAGGAAUACGAGAAAUAAAGAUGGAAACUUUGAGGAUGAACUUCAGAAUAUGCUCAGUUUUGUUGAUAUUCUUUGUGGCAAGCUAUGAGACAGCCCCUUCUACUCUUAUAGGAGGUGAUGUAUGUGGAGCGAAACCAGCAGAGAUAUUUUUCUUGCUUGACUCAUCUUCAAGUAUUUGGUCCGUAGACUUCAAGAAACAACUUAACUUUGUCAAAAAGGUCGUAAACACUUUUGAAAUUGGUCCAAAUAAAACGCGCAUAGGUGUUGCCUCAUUCUCGUACAGAUAUCGUGAGGACUUUGGACUAGAUAGAUACAAUUCGAAGGAAGAGAUCGAAGCAGCAGUCACGAGAAUACCACAGUAUUAUGGUGGCACUCAAACUUACGAUGCUCUCGAUGGUAUCAGAACCAAAGGUCUCAGCAACAAAAAAGUUCGACCUGGAAUUGCAAGAAUUCUGAUUGUACUUACAGACGGAGAAUCUUAUAAUCCAGAGAAAACUAAAGAGGCAGCAGCGAAAGUCAAGGAUGAUGGUAUUGUUGUUUUCGCGGUCGGCAUAGGAUCACAGACAAAUACAGAUGAACUAGCUUCAAUUGCUAGCACUCCUCAAAAUCCUGAAGAUAAAUAUUUGUUUGAAGUUGGAAAUUAUGACGAACUGGACGACACAGUGAAAGAAACUCUUACAACUAAAGCUUGCGAAGUCGAAGUCCCACAAGAUGAUAAUACCGGUCCGGAAUGCGGUACAAAGAACAUAGCAGACGUCAUGUUUCUUGUUGAUCCAGCGGAGAUAGGCGCAUUUCAUACAAAGCAGAUAUAUGGAUUCAUUGGAAACGUUGUUAGUGAUUUCAAUAUGGGAGAAGACAAUAUCAAAGUUGGUCUAGAAUCGCAAAACUGUGGUGCUGCCAAUAUUGCCUUAGGCCAAUACAAGAAUAGCCGAGAGUUAGCUAAGGCAUUUAGAGCCACGAAAUUGUCUGGAUUAUCCAAUAUGCUUAAACGUCUGCGCACGCAUGCAUUUAUGGAAGAAUAUGGAGCAAGAAACAUGGCAAGACAUAUGGCUGUCGUAUUUGUAGAUGAUAGGUUAUUUGAUAGAAAAACAGUUUUAGAUGAAGCCAGGAGAACAAAAAAUUAUGAUGUUGAAUUAUUUGUUGUUGCAAUCGGUGAUAGCAUUGUAGAUGAUGAGUUGAAGACAUUGUGUAGCAGUCCUGUAGAGAGACACAUCAUCAGAGUACCAUCAUACGAAGCCCUAAUGGGAUCAAAACCAGAAUUCAUGAAGAAAUUCUGCAAGGGAAUACGAGAAAACAAGAUGGAAAUUGUACGCGUGAGCUACAGAAUCUCCUCGCUUCUGUUGAUAUUAUAUAUGCCAAGGUAUGAGACAGCCCCAUCUAAACUUAUCGGAGGCGAUGUAUGUGGAUCGAAGCCAGCUGAAAUAUUCUUCUUGCUUGACUCAUCUUCAAGCAUUUGGUCCGUAGACUUUAAGAAACAACUCAACUUUGUCAAAAAGGUCGUAAACACUUUUGAAAUUGGUCCAAAUAAAACGCGCAUAGGUGUUGCCUCAUUCUCGUACAGAUAUCGUGAGGACUUUGGACUAGAUAGAUACAAUUCGAAGGAAGAGAUCGAAGCAGCCGUCACGAGAAUACCACAGUACUAUGGUGGUACUCAAACUUACGAUGCUCUCGAUGGUAUCAGAACCAAAGGUCUCAGUAAGGAAAAAGUUCGGCCUGGAAUUGCAAGAAUUUUGAUUGUACUUACAGACGGAGAAUCUUAUAAUCCAGAGAAAACUAAAGAGGUCAGCAGCGAAAGUCAAGGAUGAUGGUAUUGUUGUUUUUGCGGUCGGCAUAGGCUCACAGACAAAUACAGAUGAACUAGCUUCAAUUGCUAGCACUCCUCAAAACCCUGAAGAUAAAUAUUUGUUUGAAGUUGGAAAUUAUGACGAACUGGACGACAC